This is a messenger RNA of Epinephelus lanceolatus (giant grouper), 9777 nucleotides long. NCBI's taxonomy places the organism in Eukaryota, Metazoa, Chordata, Actinopteri, Perciformes, Serranidae. The record is from RefSeq and is a predicted model, not a curated record.
UGACCAAUGCAGAUCUCUGUCCCAUUUGCAGUUUCGUCAUCAGAUGGAAUAAAAUGUAAUUUAACGGGAUUUUGUCGACGUUGUGAGGCCGCAGUUUGAUUCUACAUGAAGUUGUGAAUCCGGUCUAAACUAAACCAUGCUGAAAUGGCUUUCCGGUGAAGAGGGAGAGCCUGGCCCUGGAGGCCCAGGCUCUCCCCAUGUUGCUGCUGCUGCUGGUGGUGGAGAGGCUGCUGCAGAAGAAAUGGCAGACCGACUCACCCAAACUGAGCUGCUUGUCACUCAGCUGAAGGAGAUGAUUCGGGAGAAGGAUGCAACACUUCGUGCCAAAGAUGACCAACUGAAGGUGGAGAAAGAGACAUGUGAGUCCAAAUUGUCAAAGCUGCGUCUGCAGAACAAAGCCAAGGUGACCUCCCUCACCGCACAGCUGGAGGAGCUGAAGAAACAACAGGGAGGUCAGGGCACGCCAACACACAGCAAAAAGGGGCCAUCAGAAGGAGGAGGGGAUCAAGCCAGUCGAGGCAAGAUUGUCUUACUAAAGAAGAAGGUUGAGGAACUAGAGCAGCAGCUUGCACAAAGACAAGAGGAACUGGAAAACAAGAGGAUGGAGGUCGAGUCACAGCGGCAGCGGGGUGAAGAAAUGGAUGCCAUGCUGACAGAGAGGGACAGGAAACUGGCAGAAAAAGAGGCAUAUAUUGUUCACCUGCAAACAGCACAAGCAGGAGAUCAGCCCGUCACAUCUGCACCACAACAAAAGGAAGCAGAGGACAGUGGAGCAAUGCAGGAUCUGCAGCUGCUGGUGCAGAGCCUAAACAAGAAGGUGGGAGAAGCAGAUGAGCGCAACAGUUUGCUGCAGGAGCAGACGGACAGCCUCAAAGAGCUGUUGGCCACAGAGAAGGAGCAGUACACUCAAAAGGAGAGCAUGUACAAACAGAAUAUCCAGACAUUCAAAGACAUUAUUAUUCAGAAAGAUAACCAACUGAUGGAGAUCAACCAGAUGCAUGAACAGGAGCUCUUCAAGCUAGCAGCAAAGUCUGAUGCCAGCGCAGACUUAGAGCAGCUUUUGAAGGCUCUAAAGCAGAAGCUUCAUGAGAAGGAGGAAGUGCUGCUGGGUAAAGCGCAGGUCAUUGACGUUCUGCAGGGAGAGGUAGAUGGCAGGGACCAACAGAUAAAGGAGCUAACAGAGCGGCUGCGUCGGCUGCAAGUAGAACGAGAGAGCCUGGAAUCCAAGAUGGAGGCAGAGAAGCAUGUGAUGCGGGCACAACUUCGCGACCUGAUGGAAAAGCAGCAAGCGGAGGUGCAGCGAAUGGCUGAGCAGCAUCAGGCACAGAUGGCCCAAAUGCAGCAGGAUCUCCUGGGGCAGCUGGAGGAGCUGAGGAAGGCCUCGGUAGCAGAACCAUCUCCCAGUCAGGAGGUCUCAGGAAGUGGAAUUAUACUUGCAGAUUCAGCCUACAUCCAACGGAUAGCUGAGCUGGAAGCUCAAGCAAAGCAAAAAACAGACGAGGCCAGCAGAUCAGAGGCCAAAUUCCUGAAAAUGAAAGCCUGGUCGAAAUCUCGGAUUAGACAAUUGGAGGAGGAGCUGAAGAAAAGCCAGGCUGGAGUUGCCCUCCCAGACCUGACUGCCCUGCAGAGUCGUAUCACAGCACUGGAGGAGGAGAGGGAGGAAAAUCUAUGGAAAUUAGAGCAAUUUGAGGAGCUCAAAGCAAAGAACGAAAUGCUGGAGGCUAAGCUGGUGGUAUAUGAGGAGCAACAGAGGACACUACAGGCAGACCUAGAGCAGUUCACCAAGAGGGCUGCCUCUCAGGCAAGUGAGUCCGGCAGUGCUGAUGACACCCAGAGCCAGGUGCUAGAGUGGCAGGAGAUGGUAGCUGAUGCAGUGAGCGCCAGGGACCGCGCCAAGGAGGAGAAGGCUGCCAUGGCCCUCCGCAUCAGCCACAUGGAGGAGGAAAGAGAGGCACUGGCCACUCGGCAGCAGGAGUUGGAGGAGGAGCUGGCUCAAGCUCAGGGGCUCGGUCACCACAGGGCCAAGAAGCUGGCAGCUCCAGCCCAGCGAAGCCUGCAGGAGGACUUUGAAUUUGAUGGGCAGACCUCAUUCCAGAACCCACGGAGCGCCUCUGAGAGCACAACCCCGAUGGAGGGAGAGAAUAUGGGAGGUUGGUGGCCAGAGUACAGUACUCCUGAUACAGAUGGAUUGCGGUCUGUUGUAGAGGAGCUGGAGCUGGAGAGGAACCAACUGCAGGAGCAGAUCCUGAGCCUAGAGGAACGCUGUCAGGAUCUGGAGGAUCGACUGCAGCUGCAGGCCCGCAUAGAGGCAUUGCAGAAUGAGUCAGACAAACUACAGAGCCAACUUGCCAGCGUCCGAAGUCAACAGAGCAGAGAUGCAGAGAAGCAUCAGCUGCUUGUUAGCAGUCUCAAUGAACAGCUCAAAGGGUUGAGUAACACACAAGAAUGCCUGGAAAGCUCACUCAUUGAAAAGGAGAAUACAUUGGCCAAGACGUCUGAGAAACUUGAGCUCAUCAGCAGCCUCAGAGAAUCCCUGAGUGAAAAAGAAAUUCAGUACAAAGAGGUGUCUGAUAAGCUCCUUCAGACUGAACACACUCUUGAGAAUGUUUCCAAGAAAUUUAGCGGCUCAGAGAAACAGUGCUCUGAGUUGAAAUCAGAAGUUUUUGACCUCACACAGAAGCUGAAUGUGCUGAAGGACAAGGCACAAAAGCAGGAAGUCACCAUAGAAACUUUACAAACUGAGCUGGAUCAGACAAACGAGGAGCUGGACAAAUUAAAUUCUGCCCACCUGGAAGAACGAGCCCAACUCAUCCAUGACCUUCAAAGCUGCGAGCGGGAAAUUGAUAGACUUAAAGAUGUACUGUUGGAAAAGGAAGAGGAGAUUUCAAACUUAUCUGGUAACAUGGCAGAGUAUGCAGAGCAGGUCACAGUACUGAAGCACGAGAUUAAACUCAAAGAAGAGAACCUGGUUCAUGUAGAAAAUGAACUGAGUAAGGCAGAGCGGGAGGCCAAGGUUAUCAGAGACUCCCAGACUUCAGACCAGCAAGCCCUGGAUAGGAAGAUCACAGAGCUGGUCGAGAAACUCAAGGAUACAGAGAUGGAGUUGGUCAAAACCAAAGAGGAAAGAGAGUCUAAAGGGGCUGAGUUGGAACAUCUGAUAAAGCAGGCUGAAGAGGACAAGAAAACCAUUCAGGACCUGCGGGGGGAGAUUCAGAAACAGAUUAUGAGCCAUCAUAAUCAUCUUUCCGAAUGUGAAACACAUGUCACUUCACUAAAGGAACACCUGAUGUUAUCCACCCAAAAGCUGCAGGAGUCAGAAGAACUUCUUUUACAGCUCAAGGACAAAAAUACCAGCAAUGAGCAGCUACAGCAACAGCUCAGUGAUAAAGAACAGCUGUAUGAAAAACAACUAAAAUCAUUCAAGGAUGAACAGAACAAACUCUUGGCACAGGUGGAAAAAUACAGUAAUGAAAGGCAGACAUUGUCCAAACAAUUAGAAGAGCAAGUACGGAGUGAGGAGCACAUCAAAAAGGAGAUACAAGAGAAACUGGAAACCAUAGCAUCACUGGAAAACCAACUUAAGGCAACUGAUAAACAGGCCAAAGAUGAGAGGCAGAAAUUCAUCACUGAAUUGCAAGUCAGGCAUUCAGAAAAUGAGAAAUUAAGCAGUGAACUUCAAAGUAAAUCUGAAAAUAUCUCCAAACUCAAGAAUCUAUUAAAAAGCAUGAAGACAGAGAAAAAACAGCUGCAAGAAAAACACAAAGAGCUGACAGAGGAACUUGAGCUACAGAAGCAGAAUGUUGAUAAACUUAGUAAAAAGGUUACAUCUGCUCUUGAACUCAACCACAGUCUUGAGAAUCAAGUAGACUGCCUCACAAAAGAGAAAGAGAGACUUGAACUGGAAGCAACUAAAAGCGCAAGAAAUAUUGCAGAACUUACAUUUGAAAAAGAUUCCUUGCAAGCCAAAAUAUCCAUAUUGGAAAAGCAGCAUUCACAAAACAACAACAUCAUUGAAGGGCUCCAAAGAGAUAAAGAGAAUUUGACUCUUCAAACUAAUGAGUUAAAUAAAGUUCUUGAGCAAAGCACUCAUUCAAACUCAGAAAUUUUACUGACAAAAACAAAUGAAUGUAGUAAUCUCAGCCAGUUACUACGAGAGAGGGAGGAGAAGGUGACACAACUGCAGGAACAAGUGCAAAGCUUGACUUCUAAGGUAGACCAGUUCCAGCAUGACAUGGCAGAAAAAGAACAGACUGUCAGUGAUCAUCGAACACAGAUAGAGGCCCAAACAAUACAGCUAACGCAACUUCAGGAGACGCUGUCUCUGCUGCGAGAACAGGAAUGCAGUCUCAAGUCUGGCUUACUGGAGAAGGAUACAAUGUUGAAAGAGAAGCAGGAAGAGUACCACAGUUUGCAGAACGAAGUGACACACCAGAAAAAUAUUGUAUCCAAGCUACAAGCAGAAGCUGAAUCACUUAGUAAAGAACACUCACAACUAUGCCAGCAAAUUGAGGAGAGAGAAGAAAUAUUGAAACAUAUGACCCAACAGUGUCAGAAACACAAAGAAGAAUUGAAUGAUACAAACCAGACUGUUAUGUCUCUCAGUGAGCAAAUCCGUGUCAUGGAAGAAAAUGCCAGAAAGUUUGAGUCUGAAGCAGAGCUGAGGCAAACAGAGCUGGCUAGCUUAAACAGCCACAUCAAGAUAAUGACUGAGGAACACCAGCAACUCCGUGCUGCUUGUGGAUCCAGAGAAAAGGAGCUUGCUCAGCAAACGCAGGUUCUAUCUGAACUUAAUGGAAAGCUUAAAGCAACUCAAGAACAGAACUCAAGUUUUAGCAUGAAGAUUAGCAGUCUAACAGAAAACAAUCAGAGACUGCAAGAGGAGUUAACACAGAACAGCCAAUCAGUUUCUGAACUAACCACUGAGAGGAGUUUACUCCAAGAACACAAUUCUGGCCUUGAAAUUCAAAUCUCAGAGGAUCGGUUAACGAUUGACAGUCUGUUGAAGGAAAAGGAGAAGCUCAUUAUCGCAGAAGAUGAAUUAAAAAAGAUGCUCAAGGAAAGCAAGCAGUCACUUUCUGAAGGUUUGCUUGAGAAAACAAGUGAAUGUACUAAUCUGUUUAAAAUGUUAAGGGAGAGAGAAGAACAAAUUCAAAGUCUACAGGAGCAGGUUGACGGCUUCGAAAAGCAAGUUAGUCAACUCAAUGCGUUGUUGAAUGAGAAAGGACAAACAGUCUCACAGCAGAGUUCACAGUUGGAAGCUCAGCAGAACCAACUCCUGCAACUUCAGGAUACUGUAUCUAUGCUUCAGGAACAAGGAUCCGUCCUCAAGUCAGGGCUAAUGGAGAAAGACACAAUGGUUAAGCAGAGAGCAGAAGAGUGUAGCCUUUACCAAGAAGAAGUUGUGCAACAAAAAGCCCUCGUAUCACAGAUGCAGGGUGAGAUAGAGUCACUCAGAAAAGAGUGCUUGGAGGCAAAACAGCAGAUAGAACAAAAAGAACAGACAUUGAAAGAAGUAACAAACGAGUUUCAAAACCACAAAGAGGAGCUGAAUAAACGGAAUGAGUCAGUGCUCUCACUUAGUACUCAGCUUGGUGCCAUGAGCAAAAACGCUGCAGAGACGGAGGUUGAAAUUACCAACCUUAAGUCCGCUGUGCAAAAACUCACUGCAGAACAUUGUCAGCUGUCACAGAAGGAGGACCAGAGGAAAGCAGAGAUCACUGAUUUUCAAGAUAACAUUCAAGCACUGAAUGAGCAGAAUACAAGAAUAAAAUCUGAACUUCAAAAAACUGUGACAGAGCUGACCAAAGCACAAGAAGAGGUCACACACCUUCAAACAGCAGUCUCUGAUGGGGAAAACAAACUUAAAACUGCUGUCUCAGAGAAUGAGAGGCUUACUUUGACUGUGCGAGGAAAAGAUGAGUCUCUGAAACAGCAGGAGAAUUUAAUCCAGCAACUCAAUGGCAGGAUUACUGACCAGGAGAUGCAGCUGAAACAGAAAGCAAAUGACAAUGAUAGUUUAAGUGCAAAAAUUUCAGAGCUUGAAGAUUCUGUCUGUAAACUCAGAGUGCAAGUUAACAGUCUUUCUUCUGAGUCAUCCAUGCUGAAAAAUGCUUUAGAGAAAAAGGAACAGUCAAGUCUUGAAUUUCAAAGUCAUUCUUCAGCUGCUGUUGAAAGUCUCAAUUCAAAUCUACAAGCCAAAGAGGCUGAGUGUGAGAGCUUAAAAGAACAGACUUCACACCUUGAAGAAUCAGUCAGAAAGCUCAACAGCACCCUCCAAGUGCAGAUAUCUGAGGUGGAAUGUUUGAAAAAGGCUUUGGAAGAAAAAGAGUUAACUCUUUCAGACCAAUCAAAGUCUCUUCAGGAAAUUCAGAGAAGAGCAGAUGAGGCUUUGCUCUUCAAAACUCAGUUCAUGGAGAGCACAGAGUUGGUGUCACAGCUACAGAGUCAUAUUCAGGUACUGUCUACUGAGUCUGGAAACCUCAAAAAGUCAGCAGAGGAAACAAAAGGUGCCCUGAACAUCCUACAAGAGAAAUAUGCAGCUAACUUAGAGGAGCUACAAGAUGUGAGACAGCAGUUGUCCAAAAGAACUGGUGAAGUGUCCAGCCUUCAGAAGUCACUGGAAGACAUCAAUAAUGAACAUCAGGUGGCAAAGACCAUGAUAGAAACACUGAGAAAUGAAUUGUCUGCAUUCCAUCACAAACUUGAGAAGACAGAGGACCUCAACUCCAGUCUUUCAAAGGAAAAGGACGAAGCUUUUGCUUCUCAUCAAGCAAGUGUGUCACUGCUUACUGUUGAAAUAGAAAGACUCAAAUCACAGCAUCUUCAAGUUGUGGCACAGAUGGAUGCACUGACAGAAAACCUUGAACAGAGAGAAAUGGCUCUCCACGCAAUUAACAGCCAGUACACAUCCCAGGCCAAACACACAGCCCAGCUGGUUUCAGAAAUGCAGAAACUAGAGCAGCAAAAUAAGAGACUAAUUGAGGAGGUUAGUUUGUCAAAGGAAGAGCACCAGAAGCUUCUUUCUGUGCUCAGUAAUGAAAACACACAUUUACAAGAGGAAGUUAGAAAACAUCUUGCAGAGAGGGAAGAGCUUGAAAGGAAGCAUCAUCAAAUAUGGGCAUCGCAGGGGGAGCUGCAGGUUCAAAUGGAGCAGCAGUCCAGCAGCAUGAAUGAAAUAAUGGAGAAAAUGAUGUCGGAGAAGGAGGGCCUUCAAGCAAAGGAGGUGAGGCGGAAUAUGGAUGAACUACAGCAAACCGUAAAGACGAUGCAAACUUACAGAAUACCACCUGAAAAUGAAAUCAGCAGCUACAAGGAAGAAACAACAGAUCUGAGGUCUAACACAGAGAGGACGGACACACUGCCAGUUGCGGAACCAGUUGUGUUGGCAGGUCAGAGUGGAAUGGACAAGGUGGUGAGUAGGUUGGAGGCAGAGAGGAUCCAGCUCCACAGAGAUCUGCAGCGCUGUAUGUAUGAGAUCCAACAACGAGACCACUACUUCCAGCAACUCAACCUGAAGCUCCAGCAGGCAGUAGAGGAGAAAGGUGCUGUUGCAGAUCAGCUGAGGGCUGUUUCCCAAUCCCUGAGGGACACCCAGAGUCGCUGCCACUGGCUGGAAAACCAAGUCCAAGGCCAGACUCAGGGGCUAGUAUGUGCUGAGGUUGCACCUGGAGCCCCACAGGAGAGGAGCAACAAUUCCAUGACUGCUGAAACUGCUGAAGCCUGUCAGCUCAGAGAAAGGCUGCUUGAGUUGGAGCAGAGUCUGACAGAUGAGAGAGCGAGAAGAGAGACAGCUGAGGAGGCUCUUCGUCUCGCUGAGGACAGAGCAAAGAGUGUUGGUUCCAGUGUAUCUAGAGACAGUCAGAGGGACUUCAGUAUCGACAUGGAGACAGAAGAGGAGUGGGACGCUCUCAGUCUCAACCCAAACCAGCCUCUAGUAACACGAAAGGUGAAAGGUGGCAUGGUGGUGUGUCGACGGUGGCUCAGAGGGAGGAGCCUCUACUUUUCCAGGCUGCUGACGAGCCGCGCCCGCUCUAGAUAUUUCUUUUUGGCCUACUUGCUCACAAUACACGUGCUUGUCCUCAUGUGCCUCACUGGUGCCCUGUAGCCAGGUCACACUGGGAAAUUACACAAAUUGGUUCAAGGUGAAAACUGAAAGCUGAAGUCAAGUUUUUUUUUUGUUUGUUUGUUUUUUAGCUAACAGCAUUUUAAUAUCCUCUCUUUAUUGUAAAGCAUUGUCAAACACUAAAAGUGGCACACUUAAGCAGUUGGAGAGGCUCUCCAUACUCUUGUCAGAUCACACCUGUGCUCUCUCAUGUUGCCAGGAUAAUAUGAUGAUGUUUAGGUUACCUGCUCAAUACAUGAUAGUGCAGUUUGCAGUUAGAUGGAUCUGAACUGCAGCAAGGCAGUUGACUACAUUUUAAAAGAUUUCAGAUUAAAUUCUCCACAAAAUAUAAUUUAAUGUAAUCUUCAUUUAUUUGUAGUUAUUUUUUGUAAGACUGAACACAGUGAGUUUCUGUUAAACAACUAUUUUUUUUUCUUUCUCUAAACCAAGCCUUAAAGUAUGUGUGUGUGUGUUAGUGUGUUUGCGUGCGCGUGCGCGUGCGUGCGCACGUGCGCACGUGUUGGGGGUACCUACAGUUUGUUCUUUUUAAAUCCUGAUUAGAAAUGAGUUUAAAAAAAAUUAAUCUUUAAUACAAAUCCUUAAACUGAUGGAGUAGAAAAAGAAUGACUUGAAGUUCAAUGUAACCCUCUAAUGUAAAAGCAUAAGAAGGUGCAGAAAGCCAUAUACAUUCUUAACACUAUAGUGUAAACCUUGUUUUAUAAUCUUAUCACCUCUCCACCUUGUUUCCCUUCCUGAGCUGGAAACAAACAUGCAAACAUCCCAUCAGUGACCGCAGUGCAUCCCAAUCACAAAUGUCUGCACCAGCUGCUGCUUUCUUUUGCCUGCCUGGUUUCAUACCUUGCACAUAAUCGUGAUGCUGAGUUAAAACUAUGCACUGAAGCUCCAAAUGUGUAUAUAAUCAUCUUAUAUAAGCUCAGAAGCACUACACCUCUCCCACCCUGUUCCCUUUAAACUGCAAAGCCAAUGGUGUCUGUAUCCUUACCUUGGCAGUUUGAAUUAAGUGCUCUCAUGCCUGUUAAAGAUAGUGGGAGACAGUGGUUUCCAUAUAUCUUUAAAUUUACUUUGGUAUCAUGGUAUACCAGUGAAAAUGUACUGCAAAAACAAAGCAGAUGAUAAGAAAGUACAUACUGUGUGUAGUAAAGGUUUAUUGUAUUUAUGUUUGCAUUUUCAGAGAGUAUGCUGUACAGUAUCUGUAAUGGACUGUAUGUAUGUAUAUAUGCAUUUCUAUCGUCCCUGCCUGAUCUUUGAUGACUGCAUUUCUUCUUGAUUGUUUAGUCUGAAAAUGUGAUUGAUAAAAAAGAAGGUGUAAAAACACGAUCUGCAAUCCUGUCUCCAGAUGUUUUCUGGCUUGUCAUCAGAUUUUGUAGAAAUGCACAGUUACUGAGGAGUUUGUGGUACAUUGUCCUGAUGAUCUGUACAUAAAGCUGUGAUUGAUGGACAAAACAAUGAACUGAAUCUAUUUAUGAAAAAGGUUAACUACUGAAAAAUGUUCAGAUGGCAUAUUUUCUCUACUGCCUCUAUUUUUAAGAGAUAGCGAUGCUGUUGGCCUUUUGGUGACUUUAGGCUUAACUUGGUGCAAUACUGUGUCAGAGGUGAACUUUGUCAGAUCACCCUAAACCAUCUCGAAAGAAGUUUAAUAAAGCCUAUUGAACUUA